UAAGUAGAACUAGCUGGCUAAGAAAGAAAAAUUGAUGAGGCCGACGAUCUAGGAGCUGAGAGAUAAAGUCAUGGCGUUUUCUAGCGAUACACUGGUUGCAGACAUCAGGAAGUACUCGAGUGAAAGGAGCUUCAAGGCUCUGGUGGAUGUCCUGCAAACACAAGAGGAUAGCCUGGUUGAGACUGACCCUUCUGUACUUGACACCAUUAUUGAGUGUCUUAGCUCCAACGCUCACUCUCUGGGUGUCCUGGCAGCACUAAAUGGAAAACUGAAUCGAGAGCAAGUGGCGUGGACCAACUUUAUCUUACAGAUGAGAGAUUUCAUCACCAAUUUUUCGACCGAACAAAUUAAGCACUCUCCAUUAACAUUUUGUAAUCUGAUCCACAAGUUCACGGAGCAGCUGUGUCUGAAGAAACAAGCACGAGAGGGCAUACCGAUACUUCUCCUGGCCAUUGACAAGUACUCUCCCUCCCCCACCACCCUCACAGCCAUUCACUGCGACCUCAUUCAGCUCUGUUUAAUGGCUAAGAACCUGAAGCCUGCUCUUCCCUACCUGGAGAAGGAGUACACAACACUCUUCACUGAAAAUGAGCAGUUUGAUGUCAAGCAUGUGCUACUAUUCUACUACUAUGGAGGGAUGGUGUACACGUGUCUCCAUGACUACCUCAGGGCCCUCCUGUUCCUCACUGUGUGUCUCACUAUGCCCACUGUGGCAGUCAGUGCUAUCAUGGUGGCAGCCUACAAGAAGUACUGUCUAGUCUCUCUAUUGAAAUUCGGCAAGGAGAUUUCUUUACCAAAAUACUCCUCACACAUUGUGGAGAGAGCUCUGAAACCUCUCUGUGGGCCGUAUAUUCAAGUGGCCAAGUUCUACUCCUCUGGCAAGGCAAGCUCUUUACAGUCGGCCAUUGUCAAGUUCCAAGACAUUUUCAACGCAGAUGGCAACACUGGGUUGAUACAGAGGCUCUCAGCAAGAGUGCAUAGACACAGUGUACAGAGAUUGACUCAUACUUUUCUGACUGUGGGGCUUGCUGAUGUCAGCACGAAAUUAGAACUGUCAAGUGAGCAAGAAGCUGAGAAAUACAUCAGAGAUAUGAUUGAGGAUGGGGAGGUCCACGCAACGCUUGACCAGGCAGCACGAAUGGUCUCUUUCACAGAGAACCCUGAGAACUUUGACACUCUGGACACAGUGCGACUGAUGGACUCACAAUUGAGGGAGGCUAUCUCUCUAGAGAAGAAACUGGGAGCAUUCGAUAAAGAGCUGGCAGGGGACCCAAGAUACAUAGAGAGAGUGAGUCUGAUGCGGUCGGGAGGUGAUGAGGAUCCUCUGUUCCCUGAUGAACCUUUGUAGGAGGACAAUCUUAUUAGACUGAUCACUCUACUGUGUGUGUGUGUGCUUGUGUUCUUUCAAGAUUCAGUGUUGCCAUGUUAUGAUUUAUCCAUCCCUUG
Molecule: messenger RNA, 1446 nt
Organism: Halichondria panicea
Lineage: Eukaryota; Metazoa; Porifera; Demospongiae; Suberitida; Halichondriidae
Product: COP9 signalosome complex subunit 3-like
Exons: 11
Coding region: 71-1348 (425 amino acids)
Biological process (GO): ubiquitin-dependent protein catabolic process
Cellular component (GO): COP9 signalosome
Source: RefSeq, a predicted model, not a curated record